Molecule: messenger RNA, 792 nt
Organism: Benincasa hispida (wax gourd)
Lineage: Eukaryota; Viridiplantae; Streptophyta; Magnoliopsida; Cucurbitales; Cucurbitaceae
Source: RefSeq, a predicted model, not a curated record
AUGAACCCCCAUAUAGUUAUCCAUUGGAGGCUAAAUGAGGUGGAUUGUGAUGAAAGGAUUGUCAUGUUCAAUAGCGUAUCUUGGUCGUUUGGACUGGUUAUUGAAGGUUUCAAGCAUUAUAGGCCGCUACUUCAAAUUGAUGGAACCCAUUUGUAUGGAAAGUAUGAAGGAACAUUAUUGAUAGCUACCUCAGUCGAUGCAAAUGGUCACGUCUAUUCAAUUGCAUACGCUAUUGUACCAGAGGAAAGUGCUGAUUCAUGGGGCUGGUUUUUUAGAAAUUUAUGGGAUCAUGUGGUGCAUGGAAGGGAGGGAAUGUGUCUAAUUUUAAAUAGACACAAAGACAUUAUAUCUACCAUCAGAAACCCUAACAACGGUUGGAUAGGAGUACACCACAGAUUCUGCUUGCGACAUGUGGAGAGUAAUUUUAACGACAGGUAUAAAAAUAGUCUAUUGAAGAGUUUGGUGUAUAGUGCAGGAUCAAAAUUUCAAGUUCGAAAGUUUAAUGACUGUAUGGUUGAACUUCAAACAGCAAAUCCUAAUUGCUUACGAUAUUUUUCUUCCAUAGAUCCUAAGCAGUGGACACAAUCACAUGAUGGUGGUCAUCGUUAUGGAUGGCUAACCACGAAUGUGGCCAAAAGUACAAAUGUUGUUCUGAAAGAAGCCAGAAAGCUACCCAUCACUGCACUAGUCCAAGCAACAUUCUAUCGAAUUAUUGCUUAUUUCGCUGCUUGUCGUGUAGAAAUAGAGACUGUUCUUGAAUCAGGAGAGUACCAUAAGAGGUAUUCUAAGUAA